Molecule: messenger RNA, 2728 nt
Organism: Patiria miniata (bat star)
Lineage: Eukaryota; Metazoa; Echinodermata; Asteroidea; Valvatida; Asterinidae
Product: cytochrome P450 2J6-like
Exons: 2
Coding region: 232-1710 (492 amino acids)
Biological process (GO): xenobiotic metabolic process
Cellular component (GO): intracellular membrane-bounded organelle; cytoplasm
Molecular function (GO): heme binding; iron ion binding; oxidoreductase activity, acting on paired donors, with incorporation or reduction of molecular oxygen, reduced flavin or flavoprotein as one donor, and incorporation of one atom of oxygen
Source: RefSeq, a predicted model, not a curated record
CCUGGUUGGAUGCCGAACGUCACGUCACUGUUUGUCUAUUUCGGGCCUUUUAUCAGAGGAUAAUACCACAUCAGUGUUUAUGUGGGUACAGUGUUUCUCAUAAAAGGCGUGCAAAUUUUGAAGUGGUUGCAAAACGUAGUGGAAUGGUAAACAGUAUAGGCCCUACUAUAGAAUCUGUACAAAAAACUCCAGCAAACCAAAUUAUAGUUCAUCGAGAGAAAAUAAAACAAAAUGUCCGUUCUUCAGAAUAUGUUGUGGUAUCUAGACGUUCGCACUGUAUUACUGUGCGUGGCUGUCCUUCUGGUUCUUCGGUGGUUCUUGGGGCGACCUAAGAACCUCCCUCCUGGCCCCUGGGGGUUCCCACUCAUCGGUUCCGUUCCGGCCAUUGUACGUGAGAUACGACGAGGCGUGGAACCCCACGAUCUCUUCAUGAGGUAUGCUGCGAAGUACGGGCCCGUGUUUCGUCUGAAAGUCUUCAACAAGACAGUGGUGGUCCUCAAUGACUACACCUCCGUGAAGGAAGCUUUCCAACAUCCUCAGCUGAACGACAGACCCAAGAUGUAUUUGGCCGAGCUCUUCAAAACUGAAGGUGUAUUAAUGGCGUCUGGCCAGCCCUGGAUCGAGCUUCGUCGUUUCUGCUUGACCGUCCUCAGGAGCUUCGGAGUGGGCAAAACGAGCUUUGAGGAGAAGGUCGGCACCGAAGCUGAGGAACUGAUGAAGGAGAUGUCUGCUUUCAACGGGAAGCCAUUUGACCCCAAAGCUCUGCUUGGUAACGCAGUAUCCAAUGUCAUUUGCUCCGUUGUAUUCGGAAAGCGGUACGAGUACAGUGACAAAGAGUUCCAGAAGCUUCUUUUCUUACUUGGCCAAAAUGUCAAGCUGCUUGGCGCAGGCGGUGCUCUCAAUUUCUUCCCGGCUCUUCGCUAUCUGCCUUUCGUAUCGACCGAUAAGUUGAUGUCAAAUUUGGAUAAACUCCGGACUUUUUUAAAAAGUAUCGUCGACAACCACCAUGCUGCCUUCGACCCCGACAAUCUGAACGAUUUCACUGACGUUUACUUGAAGGAACUGAACAACAAUGGCCAUCUUCCUGAAAAAGGGUUAGGUGGAACCAUAGCAAAUCUCUUCUCGGCUGGUUCUGAGACAACGGCCACUACGCUCCAGUGGGCCCUCCUGUACAUGGCUGUCUACCCCGAGAUCCAGCAGCGAGUCCAGGCCGAGAUCGACGCCGUGGUCGGUCGCAACCGGCUGCCUAGGAUGGCCGACAAACCGGAGCUGAACUUCACCCGAGCCGUCAUCUGGGAGGUUCAACGCCUGAGUCUGAUUGUGCCGUUGGGUGUUGCACAUGCUGCUGCCGCAGACACCCAAUUCCGUGGCUUCUUGAUUCCUAAAGGCACCCUUCUCUUUCCAAACUUGUGGGCGGUGGCCCGUGACCCCAAAGUAUGGUCCGAUCCCGAUCAGUUCAAACCCGAGAGAUUCCUAAACGACAAAGGCGAGGCAGUUCAGGCUGAGGAGUUGAUACCGUUUAGCAUUGGUCGUCGGAGCUGUAUCGGUGAGCACCUGGCUAAGAUGGAGUUGUUUAUCUUCUUCAGCUUCUUCAUGCAUCAGUUUACCUUCAACAAACCAGACAACUCGUCUCCACUGUCCCUUAAAGGAAGGGGCGGUAUCACCUACUCGCCCAAGGAAUUUGACAUACGUGCCAUGAAGCGCGAGUAACUGAAACAAUGACUUAUAUAAAUACGAAGGGACUAUAGGAAGGAUCGCCAACUUCUUUUUUUAAUCCUGACAUUUUUUCGAUUUGUUUUGCUAAAAUUCUGCAAACUUUUCCCCAAAAAUUUCGAAUAAAACUUAUGUUUUUCACCUCAAGACACUUUCACUGAUGAUGUAGACCAUGUCACAUGUGGUGUGGUUGCCCGUAGGCAAACAGUCCCCCAGCUUCUAUCAUGACUGUGCAAAGUACGUUUCAACCCCAAUAUUCCUAGUGAUUUGCAGUGUAGAAUAAAAUAGAUAGCUGAAAGUCGGUGUCACGUAAUCACGGCAUUUACAAGUGUGAGAUGGGCCAAAUAUUCCUUAUCAAAUGAAAUGUAUAUAGUACUACAGUGUGAGUCCAAAAAAACUAUACACUUUAAAAAAAAUUGGCCAUAGUUUUUUCUGUAGUAAUAUAGAUGAGAUAUGUUCACAUGUACUUUUAGAGUAAUUUUUCCUGCUUCUUUUGGUGACAUUUUCACUGGAUUAGUUUUCAUGCAUGACUGCAGAGGAGACAAUUAAAGGGGUCGGGUGAACUCUGACUUGCGCCAACUGGUCAGGGCUGGAUAAGAAUGAGACAAUUUAAAAGAACACAUCCAUCGUCUUGGUUCUGGUCAUGGAAUGCAUAAUCAGUUCAGAUUUGUGGAUCUUGCUUGCAAGAGUUUCAGUAUAGGCAUAUCUGGAUGACCUCCAGGAAAGGAUAACUCGUGAAAUCGACAUUCUCAACAAGACAGGGAGGUGAUUCGCCGUGCUGUUGCAGGAAUGAUGCGCCGAGCCCAGCUGUGCAUUGAACGAGAUGGUGGCCAUGUUGAGGACUAAGACACCGGGGAAUUUAAUUGCCUUUUUAAUUAAAUUUAAAUGUUUUGAAUAAACACGAAGUUUAAAAGCUAAUGAAAUCCUAUUUUGUCUCUUUGUUAGACAAUGGUUGUGUUCUUUUAAAUUGUUUCUUUCUUAUCCAGCCCUGACCAGUUGGCGCAAGUCAGAUUUC